Messenger RNA from Carlito syrichta (Philippine tarsier), 3294 nucleotides. It is a transcript of the gene ZNF598, whose product is annotated as zinc finger protein 598. The transcript is spliced from 14 exons. Lineage: Eukaryota; Metazoa; Chordata; Mammalia; Primates; Tarsiidae. Gene Ontology annotation, biological process: rescue of stalled cytosolic ribosome; protein ubiquitination. Gene Ontology annotation, molecular function: ribosome binding; ubiquitin protein ligase activity. The record is from RefSeq and is a predicted model, not a curated record.
AUGCCCUUCUUCCCCAUUUUCCUGCCUGGCUCGGCCCCUGCCUUGCAUGACUUCCUGGACCUGCUGCCUCAGUCCUUCAUGCUGGCCUUCCCUGAGCCCGCCUGGUCCGGCUUCCACCUGGUUCCCUGCAACUCUCUGCCUCCAGCGGCCUCCAUCCUGACAGUCCGCUGGCGCCCCCCAGUGCUGCCCCACAGAACUUGCUCAGGACUCGUGAUGUGCCAGCAGUGCCUGGGCGUGGUCUUUGGGAAGAGGCUUCCUGCUUUCGCCACCAUCCCCGUCCACCAGCUGCAGCAUGAGAAGAAAUAUGACAUCUACUUUAUGGAUGGCAAAGUGUACACCUUGUACAGGCAGCUGCUGCAGCAUGAGUGCCCGCGGUGCCCCGAGCUGCCGCCCUUCAGCCUCUUCGGGGACCUGGAGCAGCACAUGCGGAAGCAGCACGAGCUCUUCUGCUGCCGGCUGUGCCUCCAGCACCUCCAGAUCUUCACAUACGAGCGCAAGUGGUACUCGCGCAAGGACCUGGCUCGGCACCGCAUGCAGGGGGACCCUGACGACACGUCGCACCGCGGACACCCGCUCUGCAAGUUCUGUGAUGAGCGCUACCUGGACAAUGAUGAGCUGCUCAAGCACCUGCGCCGCGACCACUACUUCUGCCACUUCUGCGACUCGGACGGGGCCCAGGACUACUAUAGUGACUACGCGUACUUGCGUGAGCACUUCCGGGAGAAGCACUUCCUGUGCGAGGAGGGCCGCUGCAGCACGGAGCAGUUCACCCAUGCCUUCCGCACGGAGAUCGAUCUCAAGGCCCACAGGAUGGCCUGUCAUAGCCGGAGCCGUGCCGAGGCCCGCCAGAACCGCCAGAUCGACCUGCAGUUCAGCUAUGCCCCAAGGCACUCCCACCGGAAUGAGGGGGUCGUCGGUGGCGAGGACUAUGAGGAGGUGGACAGGUAUAGCCGCCAGGGCCGAGGGGGCCGUGCCGGUGCACGUGGAGCCCAGCAGAGUCGCCGAGGAAGCUGGCGGUACAAAAGGGAAGAAGAGGACCGAGCAGUGGCAGCUGCCAUCCGGGCCUCCAUGGCCACACAGCAGCCGGUGGAGACGCCCAAGAGCAAGGACCGAGAGGAAGGCAGCAGGCCUGAGAAGGACGAGGCAGCGGCACAGGGGCCUGAGGAAUCCCGCGGCCUCCGGCGCCCAGCCUGGACUCUGGGUGAAGGCCCAGGCCCCAAGGAAACCUCCCCAGACAGUCCUGUGAGCCAGGAGGCCUUUCCAGCCACGGGCCCAGCAAUGGCUAACCAGCUCUGUCUCCCUGCACCCAGCACCCUCCCACCGCCCAGCCCAAAGCUCAAGGACGAAGACUUCCCCAGCCUCUCUGCCUGCACUUCCUCUUCCUGCUCCACUGUGGCAGCCCUGGGCCCUGUGGGGUUGGCACUGGUGUACUCCAUUCCCACCAGGGGUAGGAACGCCUUCCAAGAGGAGGACUUCCCUGCCCUGGUGUCCUCGGCAUCCAAGCCCAGCACUGCCCCCACCAGCCUCAUCUCUGCCUGGAACAGCAGCUGCAGCAAGAAGGUAGCACAACCUACCCUCGCGGCCCAGGCUGCCGGUGGGGGUGGCCAGCCUACCAGGAAGGCUGGGAAGGGGAACCGAGGCGGCAAGAAGGGCGGCCCACCCCCCGUGGAGGAGGAGGAGGGUGGCCUGGCCGCACACGAGCUGCGCCGCACACGCGCUACAGUCUCUGUCUCCUCCCUGCUGGGGCCGGCCUCCACCCAGACCUCCAAGGUUGGCAAGAAGAAGAAGGUGGGCUCCGAGAAGCCCAGCGUGGCGUCGCCCCAGCCACCACCCCCUAGCUGUCCCUCACAGCCCCAUGGCAUCGAACAGGUCCCUGAGGCUCCUGCCAGCAAGGCCGAAGGGCCAGUCGCUGUCAUCAUCAAUGGACACGCAGAGGGGGCAGCCCCCGCUCGGAGUGCCCCCAAGGAACCCCCCGGGCUCCCACGGCCCCUGGGGCCCCUCUCCUGCCCCACACCCCAGGAAGACUUCCCAGCGCUGGGCGGCCCCUGCCCACCCAGGAUGCCCCCUCCCCCAGGCUUCAACACUGUGGUGCUGCAGAAGGGCAUGCCACCCCCACCCCCGCCAGGUCUGGCGCCCCCUGUCAGCAAGCCGCCCCCUGGCUUCUCUGGCCUCCUGCCCAGCCCCCAUCCAGCCUGUGUCCCCAGCCCUGCUACCACCACGAAAGUGUAAGUACCCAGGCUGCCGGCCAUACCCCGGGCCUACCUGGUCCCUGAGAACUUCCGGGAGCGGAACCUGCAGCUCAUCCAGUCCAUCAAGGACUUUCUACAGAGCGACGAGGCCCACUUCAGCAAGUUCAAGAGCCACUCGGGGGAGUUCAGACAGGGCAUGAUCUCCGCGGCCCAGUAUUACAAGAGUUGUCGGGACCUGCUCGGGGAGAAGUUCCAGAAGAUAUUUAAUGAGCUGCUGGUGCUGCUGCCUGACACAGUCAAGCAGCAGGAGCUGCUGUCUGCACACAUGAACUUCUGCAGUCGCGAGAAGCCUCCUAGCACCAAGUCCAAGAAGAAUAAGAAGGGCGCGUGGCAGACUAACAGCCAGCUGGCAGGCCUGGACUGCUGCGUGUGCCCCACCUGCCAGCAGGUGCUUGCACAUGGUGAUGUCAGCAGCCACCAGGCGCUGCACACUGCCCAGGACGAUGACUUCCCCUCCCUGCAAGCCAUUGCCAGGAUCAUUACGUAGCUUCAGCCAGCACAGGCAUCCUUUCUCCUCCCUUCCCCCUCCAAGCUGCCAGGCAGCUAGGAGAGGCCCUGCUGAGGCCGCCUGCUCUGACCUCUGGUUGACCAAGUCCACCAGGGAGUCACUGAGAAAGAGGGGCACCUGCCCCAUCAGCACACUGUCACGCAGAAGUUCCAUGCUCUGCCCUAGUAGAGGGGUGGCCUUGGUCUAUUCUUGUGCUUUUGGAAGGUGCUAGGGAGGGAAAGGCUGGGACCUGUCUCUAGUCAAAGCCAGAGGUCACAGUGGCCAGAACUGGGCCCUUGUGAAUCUGCAGGCUGCAGCACCUGUGGCCCCAGAACUGAACACUGUGGGUCCACUGGUGCUGGAGCCAGAUGUCAAGUGUGUUGUAUAAACAGUUGGCUGUUUCAUGAUUCAAGAAUGUUCAGGAUUAAAAGCAGACACGAAAUUGUGCUACUUGAAGUUGAAUCUUUUUAUGAGACAAGCUGAAUCUGGGAUCUCAAGUUGCCUCUGAUCUUUUAUAAGACAGUUUAUCUUCAAAUAAAUUUAUUUUGCAAUACUGCA